Molecule: messenger RNA, 3570 nt
Organism: Aaosphaeria arxii CBS 175.79
Lineage: Eukaryota; Fungi; Ascomycota; Dothideomycetes; Pleosporales
Exons: 7
Coding region: 1-3570 (1189 amino acids)
Molecular function (GO): ATP-dependent chromatin remodeler activity; ATP binding
Source: RefSeq, a predicted model, not a curated record
AUGGGUCUGGAAAGGCUCGGUGGAAAAAAUAGGGACGAUUUGCCUCUGUUCGUUAGAGCAAACAGCCCUCCACAACAACCGUUUUCUACGGAAGAUCAGGACGAUUCACUAGUACAAACAAGUUUACCUGCACCAGCAAUAGGAAUUCCACCCUCCACCGCUCUUCCUACGAAUUCAACGACUAACUCGGAACACGUGUCCACUGCCGUGCCCCUAGAGGGUUUGUCGACAUUUGCGAAGAUUCGUUCCCUGCAAAGCCGAAUUGGAAAGUCCAAAACAAGAAACGAUGGAUCUCUGCCCCUUAUUAAUGACACUAAAGUGCGGUCGGGUCAUGCGACCUACGUUGAAGGCCUCCUGAGUCGGACUGAGAACCCUCCAAGUCAUCCACGGACUGCUCAAAAUGAUGAUGGUGAUGACAGUCUCGGUGACGGAGAGGAUGCCGAAUAUAAGAGAAAAAAGCGGCAUUUUGAAAACCUAAAGAGAAAGAACGGAGGGUCCCUCACGUUUGUGCAGGAUCUUGAAUGGACGAAGGUGCAAAAGGAUGAAACAAUUCGCAGGAAUAGGUUGGCAAUGCAACUACUCAGGGAUCAAGAUGAGAACGGUGGUCAUACAGCUUCAAGUCUUCCGGGCGAUGAUGAUGAGAUAGGUCCCAAUAGCGACGCAGAAGACUUCAACUAUGGUGACGACGGUACCCUGCGCCAAAGGCAAACUCCAAGCCUGUCUCAGAGGGAUCACAAGUUGCAGAGUUUGCAAGAUGCUGAGAUACUGAGUAUGCGAGUCGCCCUAGAGGCCAGCGGAGACCUACCGAAGAAAAAGAGGAAAAAUGAGGAAGGUCAACCAGAUAAAAACGGACGCACCGCGGGCAAGACAAAGGGCAAGAGCAGAGUUCAGAAGUCUACUUCCAGAAAUUCGAAAGCUGCGACCAACCAGAAGAAGGGUCCCAAGGGUCCGCGGAUGACGGUAAAGCAGAAGCGUGCCCAUCAAGACGCUCUACGCCAAGUGAGUUCACUCUUCUCUGGAGAUGUCUUCAGAGAUCAAGCUGCUCAGGACGCUGCGGAUCAACCUACGUUCACAUCAAGAAACAAAAACCAUGCCUUGAAAGAGCUGAUUGCGAGUGUCCCCAUCGAUAAUCAGAAAGAAGCGAAAGGGGACAUGAACACUCUUUUGGCGGCAACCAAAGACUUUGAUGGUCACGGAAGUGUGAAAUCGGACGGCACCGGUUUAUGGCUUGUGAAAGGGAUGAAAACCUCACUCAAACCUUAUCAAAUUUUGGGAACUGCUUUCAUGAGACGGCGUGAACAUGAGCCACAGGAUCCUCGUGGUGGACUCAUGGCAGACCAAAUGGGUCUAGGCAAGACUCUUAUGAUGCUUGCCAAUAUUGUCAACGGCAGACCACCCUCAGGCCAUCGCAAGACAACGCUCAUUGUUGCCAGCCCGAGUCUACUCACGCAAUGGGCCAAUGAAAUCGCAACACACAGCAAUUGCAACUUGAAGGUUAUGAGAUACGGUUCCGGCAAUCGCCUCGAAUCCAAUGAUAGUUUGAGCAUCUUGGGCGGAGUUGACAUCGUUCUCACCACGUACACUGAGGUCAUGAAUUCAUACCCGAAGCAUGACCCACCCGUUAGCUGUCAGACAGUGGAACAAAAGGAGUUAUGGUGGCGAAAGACCUUUGAAAGAUAUCGAGGGAUCUUACAUAAGAUGCAGUUCUACCGUGUCGUACUUGAUGAAGCCCAGGCCAUCAAAAACCAUGCCACCAGAACCUCAAUUGCGUGUCGUGCUAUCAUGGCAGAUAUGCGUUGGUGUAUCACAGGGACACCAAUUCAGAACAAUCUCAAGGAAUUGUAUCCUUACUUCAAAUUUCUCAACGUCCCGCAUACCGGAAGCUUCCACAUAUUCAAGUCCAACUAUUGCGACCCAAAGGAUGCGACACAUACACAACGACUUCUAGUUCAACUCAACCAGUUCAUGAUCAGGAGGACCCAUAAGGAUAUCAUGUUCGGGGCGCCUAUCCUUAAAUUGCCAAAAGCUGAUCACACGACACACUGGUGCGAAUUCAACAUGGUCGAGCGAAAUAUCUACGCAAUCGUAAGCAAGCGUUUCGCAGAGAGAAUCAACUCAAUGGCUGUGGCUGGUACACUGGAGAAGUCAUACAGCAACAUUCUAGUCAUGCUUCUCCGUCUACGCCAGCUAACCGCGCACGUUCUAAUGCUGCAAUAUGUCAUGAAGGAUCUUCUUGAGCGUGAAGACAUCGAAAAGAUCCGCGAUGUGGUCAAGAAUCAUGCUAAAGACGGCUCAUCGGCGAAGACGAUCACUGCACUUAGGGCGCAACUCGAUCACCAUGCGAAACUGGAAAUUAAACGCACUGCUAAAUUAGAGCAGCAGAGAGCAAGGGCCCUGAAGAAGGGCGUGGAUCCCGAUAUGCAGCCACCAAAACUGGUUGAUCAUGAUGUGGAAGAACCACAUUUACACACCGCCGACGACGAUGCGCUAUCCGAAGACCACGAGCCCCUUGGAUCCGGAUCUGGAGGGACAUUUGGAAAAAGCUACAAAUUUGAGCCUUACCUCAAAACCCUCACGUCAGGUGAAGGCUGGGAAAACGCCAGAAAGAAGAGCCGGUGCUGUGUAUGUUACGAUAAACCGGUAGCUCCAUGGAUCACAUCGUGCCAUCACAUCUAUUGUCAAGCCUGCUACGAGAGCGCAACAAUACAGGCAGCAGAACAAGGGCAUGAGAGGAUUGUAGCAUGCCAUAAGUGCAAGAAUCCCUUCCAAUUUGCGCAUGCAUGUGACGCGGAUGGCGAGCCCGAGGACCCGUUUAUCUACGCCGCGCCAGCGACCAGGUCGAAGACGAAGGGCAAAAACGCCUCGAAAAAUAAUACUGUACGGCUGGAGCGCGAGAAUAUUGACAAGGACUGGCUUACAAUCAGUCCUGAUGGUGUUCUGCCGUCUGCGAAGACCAUCGCUAUCAAGGCUCAAAUACUGAAUUGGCGAAAAGAGAAUCCAAGCGUCAAAAUCAUUAUAUAUACGCAGUUCCUAGCAAUGAUUCGAAUACUGAAGAAGAUCUGCGAGGAGGAGCAUUGGGGAUGUGAACAGUAUCACGGAGAGAUGACGUUCCAGUCCCGAGACAAGGCUAUCCAUAGCUUCGCAGAGGAAGAAGAUACCAACAUUUUACUUUCAUCACUUCGGUGUGGAGGCUUGGGAUUGAAUCUAACCAUGGCUUCGAGAGUCAUCGUAGUAGAUCCAUGGUGGAACAAUGCAGCCGAGCAGCAGGCAUUCUGCCGUAUAUACCGAAUCGGGCAACAGGAUACAACGUUCAUGACCCGGUUCUGUGUGAGAAAUACGGUGGACGAACGGAUCCUGGCCAUGCAGGAACGGAAGCAGAAGGAAAUCGACACAGUCAUGGAGGAUGGGGGACGAACAGUGAAAAAAUUGGACCUGGCUGCGCUCAUGCGUCUCUUUGGAACUGUGACCGAGGACAGCAAUGGCAGACCAUUCAUCUUGGUGGACAAUCCUCACUCUCGCGGAGGGUUCAGGGCAGACAACGACCAUGAAGGAUAUGCGGAUGACCUUUGA